Molecule: messenger RNA, 1170 nt
Organism: Cladocopium goreaui
Lineage: Eukaryota; Dinophyceae; Suessiales; Symbiodiniaceae
Source: the annotation of a GenBank genome assembly
AUGGCUGUGAAGGAGGGUUGGUUGCUGAAGAGAGGUCCAGCAGUGGAUAGUGCUUGGAGUCCACAGUGGUGUGUCUUGGACCAGAAUGGCUUCAAAUGUUUCGCUGAUAGUGACCAGCAGGUCGUGACUUGCGAACUCGCUUUGGGACCAGGUUCCCGGGCUUGCAGGUUCGCCAACAUCAGGGCACCAGGAGACUCACCAAAGCAUCGGAAGGAGAAACCCUCGGGUUUCGUCGUGGAGGUGAAUGUGGCCCUGCCAAAGCAGCGCAGAGACAUGGGCUACUUCGAUGCAGAGGAGGGAGAGAUUGUGACUGAGUGGCUGGCUGCCAUUGAAGGUUGGGUGAAAGCUUCCACGUGGCACCCUGGCGAUUUCGUGUGUGUACGCGAGGCGUUCUGUAGCGACUCCGAAGUGCAGGUGCCUCUGAAGCCUGGUCAGUACGGUCUUGUCGUCGAGGUGGAUGGAGACGGGGACACCAAAGUGGAUUUUCCUGGCAUGGAAUAUCGGCAAUGGGUCUUGGAAAAGAACCAGCACAAAAUUCGCCUGGAGAAAGACCUGGAACCCAAAGAAGUCUUCCUUGAAAUUGUUCCCCAAAAUGACGUCAUCAUGCACUGGGCCUUGCGGAUUGGCACUUCUCGUAUCUCCCGCUGCUAUGAGUUUGAAGCUGAUGGGGUCUGCAUGUCCUGGGAGACCUUGCUACACAAGGGCUACGACAUCACCAAGCAGCGUCUAGGUGUGGUGCGCAAGCCGCACCGGGAGAUCACCGCGUGGUGCAAACGCUUUGGAGCCGAGAACAGCUACAACGCCACGGGCAACGGACUCUUGGGAGGGAAGAACUGCCAGGACUUCGUCGUAGAACUAUGUGAAUUUUUGGGGAUCGACACGGAGCAGCUCCCAUACCGACAGGCAGAGAAGGUGAAGACCGUGUUGGGCGCCGGCGCGUUGGUGGCCGCUGAUGCGGCUCUAGGUAUGGGCCUCGUGGCCGGCGCCGUGGACAUGGGCGCCGCCGUGGGCACUGCCGCCAUGGCGGCCAUGGGCACCGCCGUGUCGGCUCCCGCGCUGAUGGCGGCGGCGGUGACGCUGGCGGGCGCGGGCACCGUGGUGGCCGGGGCAGGCAUGCUGGCCUCUGAGUUCGGAAUGAACGAUUCUGAGCCGAAGAAAGUUGAAUUGUGA